AUGGUGCUCAAAAACUCUAAAUGGGACAAAAGAGCCAAAUACAAGUACAUGAAGAAACAUGGCAUUUCAAUUAAACCUAAGCUGGAGUCUUCAUCGGAACCUAGAGCCAAAUGGACAUCAAAGAAAUCUACUGAUUCUAACUUCACAGGUGUAGUUCUUGAAGAUUCAGACGAUGAAUGGGACACAGAAACGGAAGAAGCUUUAAUUAACCACUUCUAUCCACAGAUAGGAGAGACUGAGUUGACUCCGGAACAAAAAUUGAAGAUUAGGAAACAGAUCUUGGCAGAUAUCGAUAGACAACUAGAUGAAGAUGAAGCCGGAGAAGAAGAUCAGUUCAAUAAAGAAAUAUCAGAUGAAGAAGAUGUAGAACUAGAUGGCAUAUAUCUUGGAUCUAAAGAAAACGAAGAACGUGAGAUGGCUCCAGAAGUCCAGACAAAGUUCAAUUUGAACGAAUUCAUGGCAGGCUUGGAUCUCAACAAAACCAAGAAGAACAGAAAGAUGCUCAAGAAUAAAGUGACAGACAACUUCUUGGAAGAAUACGGUUUGUCUAGUUACGACGAAAUCACAAAGAAAACCGACGAUUACAAUAGUCUCUACUACUCUAAGCUAGAACAUAGAAGCAUUAAAGAUAUACCUGCUUCAGAUUUGGAUGGUUUCCGAGUUGGCCAGGACUCGUUGGCUGAUAUCUCCAGAAAGAAAGAAAAGUCUUCACAUAUCAGAUACAUGACAGAAGAGGAACAGGAACAGGAAAAAGAGAGAGCCAUCAAGGCAGAACUGGCUAAGUUGCACAAUGAGCUCAGAUCCAGGCUUGGCAGUUCAAAAAAGCCCACAACUACUAAAAAGAAUAAAGUAAUAGUGAUCAACAACAUCAAUGAACACGAUUCAGAACAAAUGGCGUCGUUGAACUCAAGAAUCGUCAAUAGUGCUGCGGCUGAAACUCACAGUAGUGAUGAUGACGAUUCAGACCUA
Scheffersomyces stipitis CBS 6054 is the source of this 969-nucleotide messenger RNA. RefSeq lists its product as uncharacterized. The annotation marks the transcript as partial. The transcript has a single exon. Lineage: Eukaryota; Fungi; Ascomycota; Pichiomycetes; Serinales; Debaryomycetaceae. The record is from RefSeq and is a predicted model, not a curated record.